Ricinus communis (castor bean) is the source of this 2537-nucleotide messenger RNA. RefSeq names its product inactive glucose-6-phosphate 1-dehydrogenase 4, chloroplastic. The record is from RefSeq and is a predicted model, not a curated record. NCBI's taxonomy places the organism in Eukaryota, Viridiplantae, Streptophyta, Magnoliopsida, Malpighiales, Euphorbiaceae. The transcript is spliced from 12 exons. Gene Ontology annotation, molecular function: NADP binding; glucose-6-phosphate dehydrogenase activity. Gene Ontology annotation, biological process: glucose metabolic process. The coding region runs from base 297 to 2192 and encodes 631 amino acids.
UUUUUUUUUUUUUUUUUUUCCUUGUUGUGCCCACUGAUUGCUUACUCCACCCACAACUUCAGAACCAUCACCUGCCGUUCAAAACCAACAAAACCAAAACGCAGUGUAUCAACAUCGGGGUCGGACCUGUAUCUCUGUCGGAGCAACCAGCCACUGGAAGAAAUCCAAUUCCAUUUUCCACCACCGCCAAUCUGCUGCUAUCUAAUUGUCGAAGAAAUCUCUCUUCUUACAUGGCUGGCCAAUUUGAUCCUCUAACAAUUUGAAUUAAAAAGUUCAAAAAUCCUUUGACUGGUGAAAUGAUGGCGGUUUCUUUUUCACAUUCACCGGUACCCAUUUCUCCUUCUUCUGUUAGUAGUAGACCGAUCCCACUUUGUCCCAGUACUUUUAAAGUCUCUGCUUGUAGCUUUCCGGUCUUUGUUGGCAACAUUUAUUCUGUGGAAGGUAGUCAUGUUGUGCUCUGUGGAGGAGCUGCCAAUAUCUGCCGAAGGUUCCAUGGCUUAAAGCUACGGAUACUUAGGAGCCUUAAUCUACUACAGCACAACAGAGAAUGUAGACCUGUGAAGGACUUUGGGAUUAUAAAAAAUCAAGAUAAGGAUCACUUGAGCAAUCAUUUGGAAACAACUUCAACACACGCAGGACAUGUUUCUGGAGAAGGCCUGAAGAUUAAUGCAUCCAGUGUGAGUGCAGCUUCUUCUUUAAAGUCUGCUCCGUCUUUGGCACAAGGGCAUUCCUUGAAUUUUCCCAUUGAUGAUGGUAGAGCAACAUCUCUCAGUGUUGCUGUCAUAGGAGCUACUGGUGAGUUGGCUAGGGGGAAGAUUUUCCCAGCAUUAUUUGCUCUGUAUUACAAUGGCUUUCUACCUGAGGAUCUAGCUAUCUUUGGUUAUUCAAGGAAGAAUUUGACGGAUGAAGAUCUGAGAUCCAUUAUAGCUUCAAAUUUGUCUUGCCGUAUUGAUGAUCAUCAGAACUGUGGAGACAAAAUGGAUGCCUUUCUUAGUAGGACAUACUACCUUGAUGGAGGAUUUGACAACAGAGAAGGGAUGUCAAAGCUAAAUGCUAGAAUGGAGCAGAUUGAGGGGGGACAUGAAGCAAACAGGAUUUUCUAUCUUUCUGUGCCGCAAGAAGCACUUCUUGAUGUUGCAUCUUCUGUUGCUGAUAAUGCUCAAACCUAUAGGGGCUGGAAUCGUAUAAUAAUAGAGAAACCUUUUGGGUUUAAUGCACAAUCUUCUCAACAAAUUACAAAAAAUCUUCUUUUCAAAUUUGAGGAGAAACAAUUAUACAGGAUAGAUCAUCUUUUAGGAAGAAACCUCAUUGAGAACCUUACUGUUUUGAGGUUCUCUAAUCUAGUUUUUGAGCCAUUGUGGAGUCGAACUUAUAUACGAAAUGUACAGGUUCUUUUAUCAGAAGACCUCAGUGUGCAGACUGGAAGAUAUUUUGAUGGUUAUGGGAUCAUUCGAGACAUAGUGCAUAGUCAUAUUUUCCAGACAAUAGCAUUACUUGCUAUGGAGCCUCCUAUAAGUCUUGAUGGUGAAGAUAUUCGAAAUGAGAAGGUCAAGGUUCUAAGGUCCAUUCGCAUAUUGGAUCCAAGUGAUGUCAUCCUUGGGCAAUAUAAAGCUAUCUCCGGAGACAAGGUUGAUGUAAAUUUAAACAGUUUGACCCCAACAUUUUUUGCUGCUGCAUUUUUUAUUGAUAAUGCACGUUGGGAUGGUGUGCCUUUUCUGAUAAAAACUGGCAGGGGACUCAUGAAACACAGAUUGGAGAUACGCAUACAGUUCCAUCACGUCCCUGGAAAUCUUUAUCGUGAACGCAUUGGCCAUAACAUUGAUUUAGCCACCAAUGAGCUGAUCUUGUGCGAUGCACCUGAUGAGGCCAUCCUAGUCAAAAUAAACAAUAAGAUUCCUGGACUAGGCUUGCAGUUGGAUGCUUCUGAACUUAAUUUGCUCUACAAGGACAAGUAUAACGUGGAGGUGCCUGAUUCAUACGAACAUCUUCUUCUUGAUGUCAUUGAUGGAGACAACCAUCUGUUUAUGAGAAGUGAUGAGCUUUCAGCUGCAUGGAACAUUCUAACUCCCAUUCUUCAUGAAAUAGACAAUAAAAAUAUCACACCAGAGCUUUAUGAAGUAGGAGGAAGAGGUCCAGUUGGAGCAUACUAUCUUUGGGCGAAACAUGGGGUUCGAUGGGCAGACGAUUCUUGAGGAUUUUUACCAGAGGCUGAGCCAUCUUCAAACAGGCACAAUAUAUAUACUCGGUCCGCUACCCGCACAGUAAUGAAUGAUGGAUCUGGAGAAGUUUAGAUCAUGAUUCAGGCAUCCCUAUAUGUAGGGAAUUCAAUUAGAGAUUGAAAUUUGUCAUAGGGUAAAUUCUAUCUUCCCUUGGUUACGUUGGCCAUAGUAAAGGUGUACUUGUAAGACAACAAAUUAUAUUACCUGCUUUGACUCUGCAAGUUUUCUGCUGUACUUGGUACUUUCAAAAACUUGGAUUGGAUUGUUUUCUCCCAGGUCUAGUGUUGAAGAGAUGAUAAAGUGUGCCCUGUUUUCCUC